This is a messenger RNA of Glossina fuscipes, 1465 nucleotides long. RefSeq lists its product as uncharacterized. Lineage: Eukaryota; Metazoa; Arthropoda; Insecta; Diptera; Glossinidae. The record is from RefSeq and is a predicted model, not a curated record. The transcript is spliced from 2 exons. Bases 1 to 1068 code for a protein of 355 amino acids.
AUGGAAGCAUCACGAGUUACAGUAUCCCGAAAUUUGAAGUUUGCUAUCUCCCAUGCAUUUGAAGCAUCAAUACUCAUCAAAGACGCAUGGCUACUCUUAGAAGAUGCGGAUAUAGGCCAAGACUUAAUAGCAUAUGGUUUUGAAAUGACAAAAAUAGCUACCAAGUUAUUUGAAAUUAACAAAUCAAUAGUCGAUCCUGCCCGUUUCACUGGAGAGCGGGUACAAACUUGUUCACCAGUAGCAACAAUAAGUGGCACUGCGGCAGUACAAACAUUACCAGAAGCACCACCGAAUUGUAAUAAUUCGCGACAAGACCAAAUUAUGGCUAAUAUGGAAGUACAAAAUGCACCAGACGAUCAUGUUGGUAAUCAAGAACAAAAUGAGACAAGGAGCAAUAUAGAAAUAAAAACUUUACUAGAAGCACAGCUGCAUUCCCGUAAUCAAGAACAAAAUCAAACAACAGACAAUUUGAAGGUACAGAAAUUAGAAGACUCGCAGCCGCCACUUGUUAACCAAGAACAAAAGCAAAUAAAAAAUGUAGAGGCAAAAAACUUAACGAACGCGGAGCCACACGCUGGUAUUCAACAAGAAAGCCAAGUCAAGGCCGUUCAUGGAGGACAAAAUUUGCAAAGCGGGCAGCCGGUCCUUGGUAAUACACAAGAAAAACAAAUAAAACACAAUUUGGGAGGACAACAUUUAGAAGACUUGGAGCCGGUAUUAGUUAACCAAGAACAAAAGCAAAUAAAAUAUGUAGCGCCAGAAAACUUAACAAAGCCGGAUCCACACGCUGGUAUUCACCAAGCAAAGGCCGUUCAGAGAGUACAAAGCGCACAGCCGGUCAUUGGUAACGCACAACAAAAGCAAAUAACAACCAAUUUGGGAGGCCAAAGUUUGCUACGGGGACAACCGCAGUUUGACACCCACCAUCACAGCGCGCAACAAAUAACACCUAAUCUGUGGGGACAAAAUUUACUAAACGGACAGUUUGACAUCCAACAACAAAUAAGAGCGAAUCGGGCAAAACCAAACCCACAAAGCGGACUGUUCUCCUUUGCUAAUGCACGUUAAAUGACACCCAUUCUGAGAGGACAAAGCAGUGCUUGGGUAACGCAUUUCAAAAACAAAUAACAUCCAAGCUGAGAGGGCACACUACUGAAUGGAUAGCUACCGACAACAAAAUUAAAUAAGGACCAACUUAGGAGCACCUUGCUGUCACAACCCAAUAUAAUUUUCCUUUUACAUACCUCGUCUACUUUAUCAAUUUCAUACAAUUUGAUUGACAUUAAAAUCAAAUCAUUGCAUAUACGUUGCGAAGAGCAAAUUAACUAGAAUAUAUAGAUCGAAUUCAUGUAUACUCACACAUAUGCACGCUCAUAAAAAUAUAUAUUACAAAUAAUAUUACUACGGAAAGAAACAAUUUGGAGUUUUUAAUGGUAAUGCAGGCCAGCUCCUAGACCGCUUCCUC